Messenger RNA from Bipolaris maydis ATCC 48331, 682 nucleotides. RefSeq lists its product as uncharacterized. Lineage: Eukaryota; Fungi; Ascomycota; Dothideomycetes; Pleosporales; Pleosporaceae. The record is from RefSeq and is a predicted model, not a curated record.
ACAGAUACUUGUUUUUGCCGGUUCAUAUAUUUCCAACAUGUACUUCACACCUCUUGCCAUCCUCUCCCUCAGCGCGCUCAGCUUCGCCGCACCUGUAGUCGUACCACGACAAGCCGGGGCCGUACUCAAGGACACAACAUAUAAUGCCAUCUCCAUCUCUGGUGGCCAAGCCGGAAAUGCAAAAGCAGAAGCAGCAGCUCGCUUUUCCGCACUUGACCUUCAGAAUCUUAAGAAUAUCAAUAAGGCGGACUUGACCUUUCUGAACGAGGUCAAUCAGGUUGCGAAUGAUGCCGAGAAGGAGGUGUUUAAUCCGGCAGUCGAGGCGGCGAGUGGAGAUGCAGCUACACAGAUUCAGAACGGCAAAAUCAAGAACAAAGUCCUCAAACUCACGGCCACCGUAAUCAAGCUGCAAGCUCAACAGGCGCAGGGACAAGAUGUAGCAGCGCAGCUUGCAGAAGAAACUAAGAAGCUGAACACGAAUAUUGGGCUGGAUACAGCAGCAGCGGGUCAGGUUUCCAUUGCUGAGCCAUUUAAUGCCAACAUUUCUGGAAGUGGGUGAAGGAAAACAUGAGUUACAUAUGCAUACGAGCUAGAGAUGUCGAGUCAACGAUACCGGGGUAUAUAUAUAACAAUCCACAUACUUCCUCAACCUUACAACUUCGCCUUGACAGGCGCAAAAGUG